Sesamum indicum (sesame) is the source of this 3000-nucleotide messenger RNA. RefSeq lists its product as uncharacterized. NCBI's taxonomy places the organism in Eukaryota, Viridiplantae, Streptophyta, Magnoliopsida, Lamiales, Pedaliaceae. The record is from RefSeq and is a predicted model, not a curated record. Gene Ontology annotation, biological process: guanosine tetraphosphate metabolic process. Gene Ontology annotation, cellular component: chloroplast.
AUUAGUGUUUGUGUGAAUGUGUGAGCGAGAGAGAGAGAGAGCGCAAAGGCAAAGGCAAAGGCAAAGGCAUAGGCAUAUUUACUUCCUUACGUUUCUUCAAAAAAUGAUGUGAUUUUCUUCUUCCUCUCUUUCAACAAAAAAGGCAUGUCUUCAUGCCCCUCCUCCACCAUGUUAUUUACCCCCAAAACUUCUUUACUUCUCCGUCAAAAUACUCUUUUCUUCCCAAAUUCUACCAAAUUUAGGUGCGUGUUGCAUCAGAUUGUUCCCAAAUUCGUCGUUUCCUCCUCUCUUAGCUCUCUUCUUACCUCCGGCAAUGUCAUCGCCGCUGCUGCUGCCGCCGGUUCUGGCUCAGUUCAUGGAGCCGUCUCCUCUGCUAUUACUCAAGUCGCUGUCACUGCUGUUGCAAUUGCUUCCGGGGCUUGCCUUUCCACAAAGGUCGACUUUUUGUGGCCUAAACUGGAAGAGCAACCCGGAUCUCUGGUCCUGGAUGGUGUAGAUGUCACUGGGUACACCAUAUUCAAUGAUGAAAAGGUCCAAAAGGCAAUUGCAUUUGCACGGAAAGCUCAUCAUGGUCAGACGAGGAUGACUGGAGACCCCUACUUAUCCCACUGUAUUCACACUGGGAAAAUUUUAGCGGUGUUAGUUCCAUCAAAUGGUAAAAGAGCUAUUGAUACAGUAGUCGCUGGAAUCCUCCACGACGUAGUUGAUGACACUUGUGAGAGUUUGCACAGCAUAGAGAGAGAAUUUGGAGCUGAUGUUGCAAAACUGGUGGGUGGAGUUUCCAGACUAAGUUAUAUCAAUCAGUUACUACGCAGACACAGAAGAAUGAAUUUGAGUCAAGCUACACUUAGCCAUGAAGAGGCAAAUAAUUUGCGAGUGAUGUUACUGGGCAUGAUUGAUGAUCCACGGGUAGUUCUCAUAAAGCUUGCAGAUCGUCUCCAUAACAUGAGAACAAUAUAUGCUCUUCCUUCCACCAAAGCUCAAGCUGUGGCACAGGAGACACUAGUUAUUUGGUGCUCUCUUGCUUCUAGAUUGGGUUUGUGGGCUCUAAAAGCUGAACUUGAAGACCUGUGCUUUGCUGUCCUUCAGCCUAAGAUAUUUCGCCAAAUGAGAGCAGAGCUGGCUUCCAUGUGGAGCCCCAUCAAUAAGACAGCCAUAAGAAAAAGUUCUGUGAAGUCCAGCAAUGUUGUUCAAUUUCACGAAUGUGAAGAACCUACAGAGUGCGAUGAGGAAAACACAAGCAUGAAGAUUCUUCUUCAAGCUGUCCUUCCAUUUGAUUUGUUACUGGAUAGGAAAAAGCGAGUAAUCUUUUAUAAGAAUCUCACAACAUAUUUGGAUACGCCUAAAAAACCGAAGGUUGUGAGGGAUGCUGGCAUUGCUCUGGCAUCUCUGGUUGUUUGUGAAGAAGCACUGGAACGGGAGCUAUUUAUUUCAACAUCUUAUGUUCCAGGAAUGGAAGUGACUUUAUCCGGACGCCUGAAGAGCUUGUAUAGCAUAUAUACUAAGAUGAAGAGAAAAGAUGUUGGCAUUGACAAAGUAUAUGAUGCUCGUGCAUUGAGGGUCGUUGUUGGAGAUAAGAAUGGGACUUUGCAUGGGCAGGCAGUUCAAUGUUGUUACAAUCUCCUUAACAUUAUACAUAGAUUUUGGACUCCUAUUGAUGGUGAAUUCGACGACUACAUCGUCAAUCCAAAACCAAGUGGCUACCAGUCACUUCACACUGCAGUACAAGGUCCCGACAGUUCCCCUUUGGAAGUUCAAAUAAGAACACAGAGGAUGCAUGAAUAUGCUGAACAUGGGCUUGCUGCACACUGGCUUUAUAAGGAAUCUGAGAAUCUUUUGCCCUCCAAAAGCAGUGUAACUGCUUCUGAAGUAAAGAAUUCCGCAGAUUUCUCCAAGGACAUGGAAGAUCAAGAUCCUACCGAGGAUGAUGCGUUCAUCAAAUACAGCUCACUUAAAGUAGGUCACCCAGUUCUCAGAGUGGAAGCUGGCCACUUGCUUGCUGCAGUUAUAGUCAGAGUAGAUAAUGGUGGAAGUGAAUUGCUUGUUGCUGUAAGUUUUGGACUAGCAGCUUCGGAAGCAGUAGCUGAAAGAAGAUCUUCUUACCAAAUAAAAAGAUGGGAAGCUUAUGCAAACUUAUAUAAAAAGGUGUCUGACGAGUGGUGGUGCGAACCUGGGCAUGGAGAUUGGUGUACCUGCUUGGAAAAAUACACCCUCUGCAGAGAUGGUAUAUAUCACAAGCAAGACCAGUUCCAGCGACUAUUGCCUACUUUCAUCCAAGUCAUUGAGCUGACAGAGCGAGAAGAAACUGAAUACCGGGCUGUGGUCUCUGCUGUUUUCGAGGGAAAACCUAUUGCUUCUGAUGUUUCUAGCUCAAGCUGUGAGGAGAAGCCUAGACUUGCUUUUAAUUCAGCUUUGGUGGACAAUGGCAUCAAUAACAAGGUACUACUAUUGAGGACAAUGCUUCAAUGGGAGGAGCAACUGAGAUCUGAAGCAGGCUUUCGACAAUUGGAGGUCAAGACAAGGAACUAUAGGCGCACAGACUCAAUUUCUCUCGGAGAAGUUGUGAUUGUAUGUUGGCCGAAUGGUGAGAUAAUGAGAUUGAGGACCGGCAGCACAGCCGCUGAUGCUGCUAGGAGGAUAGGAUUCGAUGGGAAACUUGUUUCAGUAAAUGGACAGUUGGUAUUACCCAACACACAGUUAAAAGACGGUGAUGUAGUUGAAGUCAGAAUGUAAGUUGUCUUACGGUGGAUGCUUGGUUAGGGGUAAUUUGGUAAAGUAUAGAUAGAUUGUGAAAACGGGGAGAGUAAAGAGCACGUCGCAUGGCCUCCCUUUUGUCUUGUAACAUUACAUUCUAUUCAUAGCUGCCUGUGCGGCAUUGCCAUUGUAAAAUGUAAGUAGUACCUCACGGCUCACUGUCCCUUUUACCUUGUAAUGGUACACUCUAAUUCAUAGAUGCCUGUGUGGCUCUGCCAUUGUAAAAUGUAAGUAGUACCUGUCCCU